ACCAAACCAGAGCUUCCAGAAACUGUAAACAUGGAAUCUUUCCCCUUCUUCCCCAAACCCACCAGAUGGAAGAAGAGACCUUCUUCCAAAUACCCAUUUUACCCUGCAGCCCUCUUCAUCACUUCCCUAAUCUUGAUCUUCUUCUUCUACAUUACCCACAACCCAAUUUCCACUUCUACCCUCCCCGUUUCAAGAAAUUCCCAAUCUGCCCUCUGCCCCCAAGAAACCCUAGGCCAGAAGUUCCUAAUGUAUGCCCCACAUAGUGGGUUUAGUAAUCAGUUGUCUGAGUUUAAGAAUGCUGUCUUGAUGGCUGCUGUGUUGAAUAGGACUUUGGUUGUUCCUCCUGUUCUUGAUCAUCAUGCUGUUGCUCUUGGAAGCUGUCCCAAAUUCAGGGUUUUGAGUCCAAAUCAGCUUAGGUUGUCUGUUUGGAAUCAUGUCUUUGAGCUUAUUAGGAAUCUCAGGUAUGUAUCCAUGAGUGAUAUACUCGAUCUUUCAAAAGUGAUAUCUGAUUCAUCAGUUCGAAUCAUAGACUUUAGAGAUUUUGUAUCCAAAUGGUGUGGCGUGAACAUGGAUUUUGCAUGCUCUAGAUAUUCGGAAUUGCAGUCCUCUUUAUCUAAGAUCUCAACACAAUGUGGGUCUGCUUUAUCUGGGAACGAUGGUAACGUUCGUGAUUGUAUAUAUGCUGUAGAAGAAGAUUGUAGAACGACAGUUUGGACGUAUCAGAACGAUGGCGAAGAUGGAAUGCUGGACUUAUUCCAACCUGAUGAACAACUCAAGAAGAAGAAGAAUAUUUCGUUUAUUAGGAGACGGAGAGAUGUAUACAGGGCACUUGGUCCAGAUUCAGAAGCUGGAUCAGCGACUGUAUUGGCAUUUGGAAGCUUAUUUACAGCACCAUACAAGGGCUCAGAAUCAAACAUUGAUAUCCAUAAUGCUCCGAGAGAUAAUAGAGUGCAAUCAUUGAUUGAGAAAAUCGAAUUUCUCCCGUUUAACCCUGAAAUAACAAGUGCCGGAAAGGAAUUUUCUCUUCAGACUAUCAAGGCUCCUUUUCUCUGUGCACAACUUAGACUAUUAGAUGGGCAGUUCAAGAACCAUUGGAAGUCUACUUUUACAGGUUUAAGAGAGAAGUUAGAGUCUUUAAAACAAAAGGGUCCCCUUCCUGUUCAUAUAUUUGUGAUGACUGAUCUUCCAUCAGGAAAUUGGACGGAAACUUACCUAGGAGAUUUAGCAAGAGAUUCAAGAAAUUUCAAGCUGUUUACUUUGAACGAGGAAGAUGAGUUGGUGAGAAAAAGUGCAACAAGACUCGUUACUGCUAGACAGAGAACGAAAUCUCAAUCGGCUUCCAAAAAUUUAGACGAAUUAAAGCCUUGUGAUUCUCAAACAUUGCCUGACUUGCGUCUUUACAUAGAAGAAUCUAUUUGUGGUUGUGCUUCUCUUGGUUUUGUUGGCACUGCAGGUUCCACCAUUGCAGAAAGCAUAACACUGAUAAGAAAACAUAGGGUAUGCUUGUGAAGAAAUUUCUGCAAAGCGUGAACAGAAGCAAACAGUGGCCUAUGACAAGCUUGUGAAUUGUGCUUCUGCAUACAGAACAUCAGACCUGUGUCGGCCUCACAUUAUCAUUUGGCGAGGGAGGUUAUACACCAGGAAUUGGUCAAUCUUUUUCCACUUCUCUCCAUUUUUAAAGUCUCGAAGUUAGAAAAGAAGUGGGCAGGCACUCUUCAUUCAUUCGUUUGUGUGUAUGUAAUCUUGGAGAUUCUUGCUUAAGUUCUAGUUGGUAUUUCGUAAUCAACUCAUCUCAACACCGUCAGACAACAAAAUGGAACUGCGCACUACAGCACUACUUAAGGUCUAUUUCUGCCCUCUUGUGUGAUGGUUGUUAGCUUCUUGUUGGAACAGAAGCAAGUCUCUUUCUGCC
Molecule: messenger RNA, 1912 nt
Organism: Daucus carota subsp. sativus
Lineage: Eukaryota; Viridiplantae; Streptophyta; Magnoliopsida; Apiales; Apiaceae
Product: O-fucosyltransferase 30
Exons: 2
Coding region: 31-1509 (492 amino acids)
Source: RefSeq, a predicted model, not a curated record